AUGCAGACCAUCUGCUCGAAGCGCAAGCCUCGCACGAGCACUGUGUCCUCCAUGCAACCAACUACCACACGAUCCAAGUCUGCUGGCGGCAGCAUCUUUCAUGGAGAUGGCAGAAAGCUGCCGCAAGAUUACCUCGACGAGCGGACUAGCUUUGACCAUUAUGCCGCGCACUGGAUCAUCCACGAAUUCUCCGACGCGACAGAGGCCAGAGUCUACAUCACUGAGAACCCCAACACCUCUGAGAGAUCCGUAGUCAAGUACACGUUCCCCGUCCGAGUCCGAGACUAUCGCAAUCUCAAGCCGAAGGACACCAUCUGUUGGCACUACCCCAACGAGGCCCGCGCGCUCCUUGACCACAUCAGACCACACCCGGGGAUCGUGGAGCUUCUCGAGGUCAAUGCCGACAUGAUUCCAGGUCGCUUCAUGAUGCGCUUCGCCUACUGUAACGGUGGUGACCUGGUUAGCCAGAUCGCUUACACCCGCCAGAAGCGUCGUUCAACGGUUCAGGAGCCCUUCCUACUCCAUGUCUUGGUCGAGAUGGUCGACAUCCUCGCAUACACCCACCAUGGACUGCGCCAUGUCGGCGGUGGUCAGUACAUACAGCACCAGAACCACACGUCGAUGGUGCACGGCGAUGUCAAAGAAGAUAACACAUUCCUUCGCUGGGACACUUCUGAAGCAGCCAAAAGCGGCCUUCCAUCCAUCGUUCUCGGCGACUGGGGUACUGCGGUGGUCGCGGGCACCACAAACAACAACGUUGGACCAGGCACUUGGGUCUUCCAUGCUCCCGAAGAUGUCGCCAUCUACGAUGGCCAUUCAUUUGAGGACAUCGACACAUUCGAUGUCUAUCGACGGUUCCUCGAUUCACGUACCUCUGCCGUCGAUAUGUACGCGCUCGGCCACAUCAUUUACAAGCUCUCUGCCAACGAGAAUUUCAACUGGCCCAUCGGAAAGGAUCCUAGAGAGCUGAGAAUCUCGCGCCAAUACGAGACUCCGGGCUUGAAGGAAGUGGWGAUGAGCUUGCUGGCGGUCGACCCUCUCUUGCGUGGCGAGGCCAGCUUCAAGGAUAGCGUGGGCUUGCUUCCGAAGAUCCAGGAGCUGCGCGAGGCGCGGGACGUGAUGCUGGAGCGCCGCGGGAGGCCAGAUAUUAUGGACUGGCUGGUGAAGCCUGGUCGUGUCGCCAGUGGUUGA
Molecule: messenger RNA, 1191 nt
Organism: Ramularia collo-cygni
Lineage: Eukaryota; Fungi; Ascomycota; Dothideomycetes; Mycosphaerellales; Mycosphaerellaceae
Exons: 2
Coding region: 1-1191 (396 amino acids)
Biological process (GO): protein phosphorylation
Molecular function (GO): protein kinase activity; ATP binding
Source: RefSeq, a predicted model, not a curated record